Alosa alosa (allis shad) is the source of this 6842-nucleotide messenger RNA. RefSeq names its product E3 ubiquitin-protein ligase RNF43. NCBI's taxonomy places the organism in Eukaryota, Metazoa, Chordata, Actinopteri, Clupeiformes, Clupeidae. Gene Ontology annotation, molecular function: frizzled binding; ubiquitin protein ligase activity. The transcript has 9 exons. Gene Ontology annotation, biological process: Wnt receptor catabolic process; ubiquitin-dependent protein catabolic process. The record is from RefSeq and is a predicted model, not a curated record. The coding region runs from base 850 to 3444 and encodes 864 amino acids.
UACCUGGUCUUUUUAAUACGAAUCUUCGGUUCCUCCGGAGAUAUACCAUAUGCGCUGGAGUUUCAAAGUGUUUCGAAGAGGACACUUGCGUUGGGAAUAUUUCAGCAACCUGUUGAGCCCAAUACACCACUCGGGACUGAUUCAGUUUUGCUUUGGAAAUGUAACUUGGAUUGUGUUGAAUAAGCUGUCUAGUGAUGUUCAUCGCGACGUGACGGGUCGUGCGUCGAAAUGGGAACAGAGUUAUCCACUUUAUUUUUCCAGGUCUAAAUUGUGUUCUUAAACCAAUUGGAUUGAAUCGAACUUUGCGAAGUAGAAACUUGAACCUUUCAAAUGAAGAGGAAGUGUACCUCCAGGAAAAUAGAAAAGUGUGUCUUUGAAAGGUGGAUUAAUGCACGUUUUCACGUUCGCAUUUUCAGUAAUUACCCUCAUGUCUCAUGUGUGUACUUUAUGUUUGGCCUCUCCUGUGAGCGAUACAGGGUAGCCAGCAUAUUUAAGCCUAUUUACCAUUCAAUUUUACAGUAAUAAAUGCAUCCUGAUGUAUUUUCAGAUUAUAUUUUUAAUUAAGCAGAUGCAUGCACGUUUUAAACGUCGCCAGGAGUGGUAACUCUUGCCUCUGAUUAUGAAAACGACUCUUAUAAGACUAUUUUCUGAAGGAGAAAAGAUUCAGGACAUGGUGUAAAAACUACAGACUUUACAUGUGCAUCCCCCGUUUACCAACGGUCAGUGCCGUUUUUUAGACUGGACAAAUAGAUUGGUCGGAACAUUUCAGCCCACUUGAUUCUACAUCGAAGGUUUGACAGCUUUGUUGUCCGCAAUGUGCGGCUGGAGCCCGCCGCUGCAGCCGGUGCAAUGACCGUCCUCCAGCGGCGACUGGCCGGGCUCUGGCCGUGGCUGCUGAUGGCGGCCCUUCAGGUGGUGUUUGGCCAGACGGGCUUGGAGCUGGCGGCCGCAGUGGAGUCGGAGCGAUCAGCCACCAGAGCGGUCAUCAAGGUGACUCUACUCAAACACGAACACACUAUCACUCUGGAAGGGGUGUUUGCUGGAGGGAGCGCCGGCAUCGCAGAAGGGAAAUUGAUGCAGUCCCACCCAUUGUCUCUGUGCAACACCAGUGAGGAUGAGCGUCAGGAGAGCAAGUUCAUCAGCAUCGUCAAGCUGGAGAGCCCCGAACGCAAUGUGCACCAGUGCCUGCCGCUGCUGCGCAAGGCUCGACUGGCUCUGGAGAGAGGUGCUCAGGCUGUUAUCUUUGAUGUCACUGACCAUGCUAAUGCGGAGCAUGAGCUGCAGGACUCGGACUCUCUGACCGGGCCUGUGGUUCUGGUGCGCGCCAGCAAUGCCGAGGAGCUCAUGGGCCUGGUCAACAAAAACGAGGAGGCCAAGGUCGAGAUCGAGAUCAUGGUGGAGGUCCAGAAAUGGCCCCACUAUGAUGUGGUCAUCCUGCUCACUGUGGUCCUGGCAGUUCUGGCCAUUGUCAUGAUCUUCGCCUUCCGUUAUCGCUGCAAGUCCAACAGAACCUGGGAUUCGGUGCAUCAGCAGACGGUGUGCGCCAUCAGCAGACUGGAGACGCGCAUCUACAGCUCCCAGGGCUGCUCGGGGUCACAGCGCCACCAAGGGUCCCGGGGGUCUGGCAGCAGCUCCAACUCUAGCCCUGUCUGCGCCAUCUGCCUGGAGGAGUUUCUGGAUGGACAGGAUCUGCGCAUCAUCUCGUGUGCCCAUGAGUUCCAUAAGGAGUGUGUGGACCCCUGGCUGCUGCAGCACCGCACCUGCCCCCUCUGCAUGCACAACAUCAUGGGUGCAGAGAUGGCCGCCGCCCGGCUGCCCCAGAGGAGCCGCAUGCAGCCCCCGCCCGAGCACAGCCAGGCCUUCCUCCACCCGCACCCCCACCCAUACCCCGGCCCACACAGCUACCAGCAGCACGCCAUCCCCUUCUCCCUGCGGCCCUCCUACCACCGUGGGGGGCCCUCGGGACCCUACCCCCCGCUGGGCCACUACCGGGGCUCCCCUCCCAUCCACCCGCGGACGCUCCGCUGCCGGCCCCUGGGCCCCGGCUGCAGCUACCAGCUGGCUCCCGAGGGCCACCACAUGGGCGGUGGGGGCCGCAUGCACAGGACAGCGGGGGGGAUGUGCCGGAGCGCGGGGCAUCUGGGAGCGGCGUCCCUGUACGGACCGCCGCCUCGGCGCUCUUGUCACGCGUACCGCUGCACGUCCGGGCCGCGGACGCAACACGUGCUUGGCGGCAACGGCAGUGGUGGUGGUAGUGGUGGUGGUGGUGUCCAGCAGGCGCGCGCUGGCAGCGGUGUGCCGCACAGCCGACAGGACGACGGCAGCUGCUCGGGGGGCAGCUACCGGACGGAGCGCAGCGGCUACCUGGCAGACGGGCCGGCCAGCGACUCCAGCUCGGGGCCGUGCCACGGCUCGUCCAGCGACUCCGUCCUCAACUGCACCGACGUCAGCCUGCAGGGCGUCUACGGCAGCUGGUCCACCUUCCGCAGCUCGCUCAGCAGCGACUACGACCCCUUCGUGUACCGGCCGGGCCGCGGGCCGCGCCGCGACAGCCUGGAGGGCGGCCGCCCGCGCUCCCUGGACUCCGUCAUGAACCGGAGCGGCGGCGUGGCCGGCGGCUGUGGGGACGAGCUUCUCCCGCCGGCGCCCCCUGCUGUCUUCAGCCACGUGCACUACCACAGACACCGGCACCACUACUACGAGGACGAGCGCAGCCAGCCCCAGGGGCCCGGCCGAGGGUCCAGCGAGGAGCUCGGGGCAGCGGCCGGGGUGGCCAGCGGCCCCGUUCCCGCCGCGGACAAAGACUCGCCCUUGUGCUCGCUCGCGCACCCCUCCUGCCAAUGCCCCAAGGUGGGCCACUCAGACAGGUCAAGCCACGGAGGGUCAGAGGGGCAGGACAAGGACAUGGACCGGCCUAUGUCUCCCCCGGGCCUGCUGCCGGCCGCUGCGGCGCUGCCCUCUCCUCCCCCUCCUCCCUGCUGCCACCAGGGCCCACCGGGGCGGCAGCACUGGCGGGCGAUGGGCGGCUGUGGGCUGGACGCUUCUCCCGCGGCACUGCCCACAGUGCGCUUCCACCAGAGCCUGGACCUGCAGGACGACUGCAGCAUCCACAUCCACUACGGCCAGGGCCCCCAUGCCGCCGGCUACUGCUGCCCGCCGCCGCCGCCGGACAUGCCCACCGCCGCCCUGCUGCCCGUGCCCCUCAUCCUGGACUCGGCGGGCAUGGGCGAGUGGCCGUGCUGUGCCGGCGCCCACGUGGUGUGGCAGAAGCGCGUGCAGCAGGCGCACUCGGAGCCCCAGCUCCUGGAGCCCAUGGGCCCCGCGGCCGACGGACACCGCUGCAGGGGUCACCAUGGCCACGGGGCUGAGCUGCCCGCGGACAUCUGCCUGUACUGCCAAACACUACACAACAAUCAGGGAUCAGAGGAGGAGUCUGGUGUGUGAGAGUCUGGUGCAUCGCCAGAAUCACGCUGCUACUCAAGAGCCGGAAAUGGACAAAACUCAUCAGCCGCCUCUCACAAAAAAAAACGUCUUCCAAAUAAUUCCACGUCCCGUCUUCCCUCAGAAAGCCUUUCCCCCUCCGGCAUCUGUCGGUUCCCACACUAGAAGGUACUUAGUCAGUCCAGCCUUUAGCAGAGAGUGAAAAAGCUCAUGCAGGUCCAGUUUUGUCAAUGAUUUCAUAGUUUAUCCGUUGGUUGAGCCACAGACCUCUAUGAGGUCUGACAGACAUGCCAUUCAGCUUGUCAGCUUUUAAUUUUUUUAUUUUUUUUAUUUAGAUUUCUUGAAUGAAAUGUGCUGGUGGUGUGAACGGGAACUCAAAAGACGGAGAAAAAGCUUUCUCAAAACUCAAAAGGGGAAAAAAGUGUUUUGUUCUUUUGUCGCUUUGUGCCUUUUUGUUUGACAAUUACAGGAAGCAUUGAUUACACUGCAUUUUAAAUAGAAGUCCCAGAAACCCUCAGUGACCUCUCUGACUGACCUGUGCCAAGGGACUAAGCUGCAGUUUAUUAUGCACAAUAAAUGACAUUACCCCCCAAUUUCAUUCCCCUAAGGCAGUCUUUAUCCAUAAGCAGAGUAGGACAUCUCUGGACGCAAGGAAAGAUUGGUUAUGGUGGACAGACGAUUGCUUUAAAUGCACACAGCUGGACAGGUGUCUCUCUCAGUCAAUGACAAGUCUGUCACAUGAAUCUGUGUGGGUGUUUUUCAAGCCAGUAUGAAAAAACAACCCUCAUGUUGGAGGAAGCACAAUUACCAUGUGUGUGAAAAGAUGGUUCUUUUCCCCCAUAUGACGUUAGGGUUUCUUCAAACAAGGAGAGGGUUUUAUUUUGGUUAUCCAAUCAGUGAGUUUAGCAGCUCCUCCAUACUGGAAUGCACCAGCAACCAGUGACCUCAGGAUUCUUAACCCCCCACCACCCACCACCCUCUGUGUGAUUGUUGCGGCAGCAGCCAUGAUGUCAUAUCAUUGUGAUGUAAUUCAAAGGUGCUUGUUCUGCCCGUGUUCAGUUUUUGUAUCUGUCUCCAGCCUACCUCAGAUUAGAAAUCACAAAUGUCCCGUCACCUCUGUGGUACUUUCACGGUACUUCUGCAGCUUUCUUUCACACACAGAGAGAGAGAGAGAGAGAAAGAGAAAGAGAGAGUGAUAUCCAGAGAGUGUGAGGCUAUCUCUUGUAUCCCUCUCCCUUGGUAAUUAAAGUCGAGAGCGUAGAGGUCACAAAGGUCUGGGUCUUGAGCUAGUUAAUUCAAAAAAGGCAGCUGUUUCCAUUUUUAGCACACUUUUUGUUUUCAUUUUUUUUUUGUUUGUUUGUUUUUGUUUUCUUGCCCUGUAAUUAUAUGUUCAAUGUUGAAACAAAUUGACUGAACGAAGUGGGAGGGUCUGAAAAUGUCAAAAAAAGCUAAUCUUCUGGUCAUUCAUUUUCUUUCUUUUUUAUUUUUCUCAUCUCAGAAGGCUUUAUUUGGCUGUUCGCUCACUGUUCAUGAUACUGGGCACAGACUCGCUGGGGUCAAAAUUAACAAUCACACCCUCUGCUGAACACACACUGACCAACACCUGCUACAGGGACAAGCUUAACUCAAGUCUGUUGCUACACAGCCCCAAGCUACAAUAUCCUAGUUCAAUGUCCUCCAGUCAACCAGCAUACAAGCUUGCCAAAGGUGCCUUUUUUGUUUUUCAUCAAUCUGUUUUCAUAGCAGGACAUUUCACAAUGUCUUUCUUUUUUGUGAUGUUUUUGCAUAAAUGUCAUUAUAAUUGGAGGAAAGCCAUUGCCAGUCUGCCUCAAGUUGGAACUUGAGUUGACACCCUGUUUUUAAAGCUAUGGCCUUUGAAAUUGCUCUAAGGACAAGUCUGGUAAAGUAUUCUUACUCAAGCACCAGGUUCUGACCUGGAUCUGAAGGGAGUAAAAUCCCAGUUAAAAAAACGAGAUUUUCCCCUCAUUUGAAAAAGUUUUAAUAGAAUCUACAAUAAAACACACUGGAAAUGUUGCAAGCACAGAUGUCUACUGGGCAUUGUCUUUUCCCUUCUCCCAUUCUUUGAAAAUGAUCUUUUAUUUCUUUUAUUUAAUACCCUUGCACACAAAGACUGCUAGAAUGUGAACAGUGACUCUAUGUUAAUCUCAGACUGGCCUCCAAAUGUUUCUGUGGAGAGAAGAGACAGCACUUACAUUUCCUUACUAAUGAGGUUAAUACACAACUAUUGUCAUUAUGUGUGCUUUGAAAUAAAUGAUAUGCUUCACAAUAGAUUCAAAUGUAUGUGAAAUGAAAUGGCCCCUCUUGAUCUAGUUGCAAUUGAUGUCAUGUGUGCUGAUAUUACUGGAUGUUACCAAGUUACCAAUGCUUUGAACACCGAGUGGCCUGUUGUGAGUCAGCCAAUGCUGAUCGCUAUUUUUAAACAGUCCGAUAGUCACUCUAAGGGGCAAUGUUGGAGGGGAAAGCUAUUCAUUUAACUGAAUUUUAACUGUUAAUACUGUACCAAAGAAAACCAGAUGUUGCAUGUGAGCAAAACAUAGGAUAGUCUUUGUAGAAUAGAAAGAGAUGUAAGAUGUGUUUGUUCCUUCAGCCAUAAGAGUUGAAUAUUUGGUGAUAUUGACAUAUGCUCAGCAUCCAGGACUCUUGCCAUUAAAAAAAAAAGUCAGUUCCCUGUUAAACAAAUCCUCAUGUAUGCAAAUGACCUGUGUAAGAAACAUGCCUGUCCAUUUCCCAAUGUCUGUGAAUUUCCAGUUCAUCUCUCUGUAGUCUGUUUUUUUUUUUUUUUUUUUUUUGAUGACCUCUGUCUUUAAAUGACAAAACACAAACCGCACUUUGGCUUGUAAAGAAAAAAUGAAAAGGAAAAAAAGAAAUCAAAGUGAAGAGCUCAAAAGCAAACAAAGCACUAUGUAGCUACCAAUACAAUGAAAGUUCACUUAAAUCCAUGAAAUGUCACUGAACAUUUAGGGUGAUUUUUACCCUUUAGUCCUUUUUGUUUGUUUUGAUGUUUUGUUUUGUUUUAAUAUUCUGUUUUGUUUUUCAUUUUGAAACAGAAUGAGCUGAAACUGCCUUUUUUCUAAUAGAGCACAGUCCCUUUUGAAAAUGGAGGGAGCUGCCAGUAUAUUUUCGAUACUUUGCAUAAAAAAAAGAGAAAGACAAAAACAGAAUUAAGAAAAAGUGUUGUAUUUUAUAUAUAAUAGAACAUUUCAGUAUGGUAAUAUGUCACUAAUAUAUUUAUUUACUAAUAUAUUUAUCCAUUUUGUCCAGGUCUGAGAAAAUGUAAUGUUUUCUUCAUCUUUGGAAUGAAAUCUUUAUGAAACGUACAGGUGCCAUCAUAGAUGUAUCAACUUGGCUUCAUUCCAAUUAUAUGCAAAUAAAUUAUUUUG